This is a messenger RNA of Baudoinia panamericana UAMH 10762, 1117 nucleotides long. RefSeq names its product glycosyltransferase family 32 protein. The coding region runs from base 141 to 842 and encodes 233 amino acids. Lineage: Eukaryota; Fungi; Ascomycota; Dothideomycetes; Mycosphaerellales; Teratosphaeriaceae. Gene Ontology annotation, biological process: protein N-linked glycosylation. The transcript is spliced from 2 exons. Gene Ontology annotation, cellular component: mannan polymerase complex. The record is from RefSeq and is a predicted model, not a curated record. Gene Ontology annotation, molecular function: alpha-1,6-mannosyltransferase activity.
GCAGCUUGAAAGUACCCGGCGAAGUGGAUGGUUUCACGCCGCACAUAUGGCAAACCACCGGGCCGCGGCCUAUCACGACGGCGGAGGGAAACGACAUAGCUUCAUGGCGAGCAAAACACCCCUUCUUCUCCUUCACAUUGAUGACGGACGAGCAAGGAGACAGCUUCGUGCGUGAACAUUAUUCGCACAGGCCCGACAUUGUGGACCUUUUCCUGCGGCUCCCAAUCCCAAUUGUCAAAGCCGACCUAUUCCGCUACCUAGUGCUUGUCGCAAAGGGCGGCAUCUAUGCCGACAUCGACGUCUCUUGCGAGCAGCCCAUAUCAACAUGGGUGCCGCAAGAACUCGUCGGAUCAACCAGCCUGAUCAUCGGACUCGAGUUUGACUUCGAAUUCCGGGGCGAAGGUGUCGAAGUGGCAUCUCAAUUUACGAAUUGGGUCAUUGCCUCGAAGCCUGGAAACAAACAUCUCAGUCGUGUCAUCGACAAUGCCGUUGCGAUAAUAUACGACACAGCGAAAAAACACAAUGUUGACCUUGAACAAUUAAACCUCUGGAUGUUUAAAGAUGUAGUGAACAUCGCUGGCCCGAAGACGAUGACCAUCGGUAUCCUGGAGUCACUCAGUGAAGACCUGAAGCGACUCGUCGACGAUCGUAUGAUUUCCAGUACCAAGGAGCCGCGUCUCGUUGGCGAUGUGCUGAUCAUGCCCAACAACGCCUUCGCAGCCAUGCAAGCCGGAUUUCCAACAGAUCGAGGUCCCGUGCUUGUUACACACCACUACGCGGGAACUUGGAAGGAGUCAGCAGAUGCAGCAAAAGCCGAGAAGCAGAAGAUGGAAGGGCAGUAAUGGAGAAUAACAUACCAGCUUAGCGAUGAGACUAGCUCGGCAGAAAGCACGUAUGCACAUGUAGCAUUCUUACAUCAGUAAGUCAACGCUCCUGUAGCUCGAUUCUACGCUAGAAUCCAGUCAAUAUGCAUCUACAUGGUUGGUGUCGGUGCCAAUGUGAAGAGCAAGUGAGUGGACCUACGGUUGGGUGUCGUGGUAAUGAGCAAGGCGAAUAUUAUGCAUCGCGGCGUGCACGAGUGGGUUAUUGGGAAGCUGGAGAGGGGGCGCGUUUUGGC